AUGCCUCAAGAAGAGAUUGUUCAACCAAGUGAAGAAACAUGGCCUUUUCUUCUCCGUUACCCGAUCUCCACACUAGGUAUGUGCCUUGGAGUGAGCAGUCAAGCCAUAAUGUGGAAAACCCUAGCCACCGCCGAGCCAACAAAGUUCCUUCACGUUCCUCUCUGGAUCAACCAAGCUCUCUGGUACAUCUCCGUCGCUUUAGUGCUCAUCGUUGCCACCAUCUACCUCCUCAAAACCAUCCUCUACUUCGAGGCUGUACGCCGCGAAUACUACGACCCAAUAAGAAUCAACUUCUUCUUCGCUCCCUUCAUUGCCUUACUCUUCUUAGCCCUCGGAGUCCCACCUUCCAUAAUUACGGAUCUGCCACAGUCCCUUUGGUACGUCCUCAUGUUUCCUUUCGUAUGUCUUGAGCUCAAGAUUUACGGUCAAUGGAUGACCGGUGGUCAACGCCAGCUGUCCCGAGUCGCCAACCCGUUGAACCAUCUCUCGAUCGUUGGGAACUUUGUUGGGGCGUUGCUUGGUGCAAGCAUGGGACUUAGGGAAGGACCAAUAUUCUUUUACGCCGUUGGUAUGGCUCAUUACUUGGUGCUAUUUGUGACUCUCUACCAAAGAUUACCGACCACCGGGACAUUUCCUAAAAAUCUUAGCCCUGGGUUUUUCCUCUUUGUCGCGGCUCCAAGCGUGGCUUCCAUGGCUUGGGCUAAUGUCACUGGCUCAUUUGAUUAUGGCUCUAAAGUUUUUUACUUUGUUGCCAUUUUCCUCUAUGUCUCUUUGGCUGUUCGAAUUAAUUUCUUUCGUGGUUUCAAAUUUUCCCUGUCUUGGUGGGCCUACACCUUCCCAAUGACCGGGGCUGCUAUUGCAACCAUCAAGUACGCAACAGUGGUUAGGAGCACAAUUACUCAAGUCAUGUGUGUGAUACUAUGUGCCAUUGCAGCACUAGUCGUAUUUGGACUUGUCGUGACCACUGUCAUCCACGCCUUUUUCCUCCGCGAUCUGUUCCCAAAUGAUCAAACCAUCAUCAACGUGAUCCCGGAGAACAUUGAGAAUGGCUUGAGAUUUAUAGACUCGGAUAACCGUCAAAGUAAUGAUCUAGAAGCUGCCAAUGGCAAAGCUCAAAAUAGUGGUUUACCAUAA
This is a messenger RNA of Eruca vesicaria subsp. sativa (arugula), 1134 nucleotides long. The record is from the annotation of a GenBank genome assembly. NCBI's taxonomy places the organism in Eukaryota, Viridiplantae, Streptophyta, Magnoliopsida, Brassicales, Brassicaceae.